This is a messenger RNA of Medicago truncatula (barrel medic), 1459 nucleotides long. Its product is annotated as hyoscyamine 6-dioxygenase. Lineage: Eukaryota; Viridiplantae; Streptophyta; Magnoliopsida; Fabales; Fabaceae. The record is from RefSeq and is a predicted model, not a curated record. The coding region runs from base 118 to 1152 and encodes 344 amino acids. The transcript has 4 exons.
AUGCAACGUGAUUCAUUGUUCUUCUCCAUCAUAAAUACAUCCUCUCCCCAGUUUUAGCCAUUACUAUCACUCUAUAUUGUAUACUAAUAAAGCAUAAUCAAGCUACUUCAAGGAGAUAUGGAGAAAUUUAUUUCAAACCGGUCAAGCAUCAAAUCUGUGCCUGAGGACUAUGUAUUCCCACAAGAAACAAGACCAGGGAAUUUCAAAAUCCCAAUUAACAAAACCAUCCCAACAAUUGAUCUUAGUGAAGCACAAAAUGGGGAUAGAACCAAAACAAUACAACAAAUUAUCAAGGCUUCUGAGGAGUUUGGAUUCUUUCAGGUUAUCAAUCAUGGUCUCUCGUUGGAUGAAAUGAAGGAAGCAAUGAGUGUUUUUAAGGAGGUGUUUGAGAAGCCUAAUGAAUACAAACACGACUUGUAUCCUGAGAACAAUUUGAAGACAUGUAAGAUGUUUUCUAGCACUUUCAAAUAUGAAUUUGAUAAGGUUCAUCUUUGGAGGGACACUCUUAGACACCCAGCUUAUCCUUUGGAACAGUGGCAACACUUGUGGCCUGAAUAUCCAACUACAUACAGAAAGUGUGUUGGGGAUUAUUCAACUAAAAUUAAGGAGUUGGGUUCAAGGAUCAUGAAUUUGAUUAGUGAAGGGCUUGGUUUGGAGUGUGGAUAUUUCGACAAUGAUAAUCUUAGUGACUCAUUAGUUAUCCAACUUAAUCAUUAUCCACCAUGCCCUGAUCCAAGUUUAACACUUGGUAUAACCAAACACUUUGAUGCUUACCUCAUAACCGUUUUACAACAAGAAGAUAUAUGUGGCCUUCAAGUACUUAAGGAUGGAGAGUGGAUUGCUGUUGAUGCUAUUCCUCAUGCAUUUGUUAUCAACAUAGGCUACGCCUUGCAGAUAAUGACUAAUGGUAAGCUAAAAAGUGUGGAACAUAGAGUUGUGACAAAUUCAGAACAAGCUCGCACAACUGCUGCCUUUUUUAUAGCUCCAUCAGGUGAUUGUUUCAUUGAACCAACAAAAGAUCUCAUUGAUGAACACAAUCCACCUAUUUAUAAGUCUUACGAAUAUAAGGAGUUGCUCACUCGCUUCUUUAAGAAACAUGGUGAUAUGGAUAUGGUGCUGAAAUCCUAUGAGGAAGAGGAACCAAAGGAUUAAAUGAAAUAUUGUGAAAGGCAAAAAGUAUCAUUCGAUUAUGUAAUUUUUUUUUUUAAUAAAUUGAUGUUGUAAGAGUUGUUGUUGGACUCCUUAUUUUUUAUUUUUUUAAUAAUUCAGGAUUUAUUUAUAUUACAUAAUAAGAGUGGUUUAGAUAGCUUAGACCACAAGCAACUUAGCUUACCUUAGUAGUAGCUUUAAUAUGCUGAUGCUAGUCCAUCAUAUGUAUUGUACAGCAUCAACUACCUAUAAAUAGUUGUUGUACUCUCUGAUUCAUCAAGCAAUUACAUAUUAUUUCUAUCAUUUAUAA